This is a messenger RNA of Xenopus tropicalis (tropical clawed frog), 953 nucleotides long. It is a transcript of the gene pigy, whose product is annotated as phosphatidylinositol glycan anchor biosynthesis class Y. Gene Ontology annotation, cellular component: endoplasmic reticulum membrane. The record is from RefSeq and is marked validated. NCBI's taxonomy places the organism in Eukaryota, Metazoa, Chordata, Amphibia, Anura, Pipidae. Gene Ontology annotation, biological process: GPI anchor biosynthetic process.
GUAAAGGUUGUGUGUCAGUCAGUUUCUGUGCAGAAAGUGGAACAUGCUGGCUGUCAGGGCAUGGGGAAGAACAUAUAAUACCUUAGUCCAGCGGAAACUAAACGCUGCCUGUCCCACUGGCGCCCUGCCAGCUGUCACACUGCGGCCCUUGCACUGCUCUUUAGUUGCCAGAUCCCCGGAACAGAGCCUGAAGGACAGCAAGACGUUUGAUCCUACCCUCUUGCAAUUCCUGGUCUGCCCUCUCUCAAGGAAAUCGCUGAGAUAUGAAGAAUCUACCAAUGAGUUAAUUAAUGACGAGCUGGGUAUAGCUUACCCAAUUGUUGAUGGCAUCCCAAAUAUGAUACCACAGGAUGCCCGCAUGAUUCAUAAAGAUCAGAAGCCUGAGAGCCCAGACACAGAGCAGACAACAUAGUUUUUUGGAUUUGUUCCUGCAAACAAUAAAGAAGCCAUGUUUUUCUCCCUCCCUGUGCUGACUGUGCUCAUUCCUCUGGUGUCUUUGACAGGGUUAUUAUACUCUGCCUCAGUGGAAGAGGAUUUCCCAAAUGGAUGCACCAGUACAGCAAGCUUGUGUUUUUACAGCCUUCUGCUUCCCAUCACUUUGCCUGUCUAUGUGUUUUUUCAUUUGUGGACUUGGAUGGGACUCAAGCUCUUUAGGCACAAUUAAUGCAUAAAUGAACAGAAAAUAUCUCAUUCAUCCUUCUGCUUUCAGAUAAGAUAUGGAGAACAUGUUUUCAGAUUGGUCGGUUACAGCUUUGCAUAGAAAUAUUAACAUUUAAUAGAAAUAAAAUGAAUGUAAUUGUUUUGAUUUUUGUACUUUCCUUUCUAUUUGAGCUCCUUUAAAGACUCUAUUCCUAAAGGUACACUUACCUGGGUGCUGCCCCAUUUGUAAGUUAAUAGGAGCUGCUCUCUGGCAGCUUAUGUGCUUAACAAUAAAAUUGAAAGCAAAAAAUGCA